UAUUUUAUAUUCUAUCUUCUUCAAGGAACAUAAAAAGAUCCGCAUGAACCAGAGCCAAUUGAAUCGCAACACCAGCAUGGCAGCAGGUCCUGCUUAGCGUCAUCACCGUUCAGUAGGUCUGCGACAUUUGGCAUAACAUUUCCACUCGCAAGAGCCAGCAUUGCCGGCACAUUAAACGCACAUCCAUUACAAAACACCCCUUGUUUCCCCCAAAACGAACCCAAACUCAGAGGGCCCAACCACAGUUCGAAAAUGUUAGACGUUUCUAUGCUGGAGUUGUUGAAAAGAUGUCAUUUUGACUUGAAGCAGCCGUUGGUGGAGAAGGGAAGAGCAGAGAAGAGAAGCGAAGGCGCAGCAAUACAGUGGAAUAAAAAAGUUUCUCUUUUUGGCGGCGGCGGGCAUUUUUUCCCCUACUGUUUGCGAUUGGAUUGAGCUCUGGUUUUGGCGGGAGAGAAGGGAUGUGGCGCGUGACGAGGACGGGAUCGCCGGAGGUGCUAAGGGUCAGUGAUUCUUCGCCGGAUUCAGCUGAGACGGCCUUUCGCGAGCUCGAUGAUGUUUUCUUGCAGACUCAGACAAGAAUAUGGCUUGGAGAAGUUCUGCAUAUAAGGUUUGGCGACAAUGUGGGAAUUGCUGACUUGCUAGCUGAUGGAGAACUGCUGUUUCAAGUGUCUAAAGAAGUAUGGAAGAUGCUCCUGAGAAAACAUGGUGAACUAAAGCAUUCAAAAGUGCAUAUAUAUGAGCGUACUUCAUCUGGAAAAAGUGAUGGUAGAUACAUGCCUUAUCCCAAGGUUGAUUCGUUUCUGAAGAUUUGUCAGAUCCUUGGUUUAACUGGAAUUGAUUUGUUCUCGCCAUCCGAUGUUGUUGAGAAGCGAGAUAUUCGCAGAGUUUGCAUGUGUAUUCGUUCUCUAUCUAAGAAAGCCAGGUCUAAGAAAUUGAAUGUUCCAUAUUUUGAUAUUGUCACCCAUAACAUUGCUAUGCCCACCCAUUUGGUGGGCAGUAUUCGCAGAAAUCUGGAGCUUUCAUGGUGUAGCCCUUCAAGUUUCAGUGCAAGUAGCCCAUGGAAUGAUGCAAGGGAAAUUUGCAGACUAAAAAUUCCUUAUGGGCAUCAUUCUCAACAUUCUGCUUCAAGGUCUGUUGAAUCUGAAAGCAACUUCAGUGAUAUUGAGUUUGAGAGUCCAUUUUUGAGUGCUUCAUAUGAUGCCACUAAUGUAAAAUACAUAGUUGGCGAAACCUCCCCUGGAUUAUCCCCGACCACCGAUGAUUUUGUUCAUGAAACUAGCUGUAGUAACAGUAUCGAGAGCAAUCAUUUUGAAGUUGUAUGUUAUUGUCAUUUGAGCAAAACGCAGACUUGUAUGUUUCAGAACUUGUCAUCUUCUUCAUAUUCUGAGCACCCAACUGAUCAGAAUACAAGUAUUUGUUUCGUUGAUAUUGGCAAGGGGGCUCCUGAUUCAAUUCACAAGGAUGUUAAAAAUGGCCUUAAAGCGGAGCACGUGGCUGGCACUUUAGAUGUUGAAGCCUACAUGAAUGUGAGUUCUCUAAAUGUUGGAUCCUCAGAAGAUAAUCAGCAAUCUCAAUCUUCUUCUCCUACUUUCUCACAUCUUGAGGUUCAUAGUGUUGUAGAAGUUGAACCAUGCAACACGAGACAAAAAAGUUCUGUUUUUGAAAAUGCUAUUGCAACCUACAAUAUGGCUAUGAAGAAUAGAUUUUAUUACAUGGAGACAUCAGAUGACUUUAAAUCCGUUACACCCAAAAGUUAUUCAUUAGAUACUGCAGUAGCUGGAAAUGAUGGAAACUCACCAAGUGAAAUCAAAUCACCUUCAAUACUUGAUGUAAGUUCAACUGAUAAUUAUUCUUUUGACUCUGAACUUGAAGGAUCAUCCUGUACUUUAGCAAGUAAAAAUGCAUACUCAUUUUUCUCUUCACUUGUGGACGAGCAAAACAAGUUUUCAAGAAGUCUAAUAGAUCCACCUGAGAGAAACCAAAAUGAACUGGCUCAUACUAGUUUGUGUUCUAUAGAGAACGAUUUUGCACGGCUAAGUCAGUUUAAUGAUCCAAAUAGUAUGGAGAAAAGAAAUUGUGGUAGCCAGAGCACCAAUCCCUUGAUUUCAUCUUUCAUUGAAAGUGAAUUUGAAUGCUCAUCUUCCUCUAGCGUGUGCUUGACGUGCAGUGAUGUAAAUAUUGAAGAAGCAAGUUAUUUGGUUACAGACAGUUACAUGCAGGAGAAUGAUGUCCACAAAGAAAACUUUAAGACGGACUUGAAUAAACCUUCUAUAAAUUCUUUGGUGCCUGUUGUCCAGGAAGAUGUGGAUAUUGCAGCACAUAGCCUAUCAUUGGAAGAGGGAAAAUUCUGCAACGAUGCCAGUUACAAAAGUUUUCAGGGCCAAUUCAUGUCAAGCAGGUUAAACAGUGGAAUUGAAGUGGGAUCAAAUGUGCUAAAUGAUAAGCAAGUAGAUGCUUCUUAUCAAUCAUGUCAAACACAAGAAAAUUCUGAAAUGUUUGUCGAAGGAAACUUCUCCAAAGAACCAUGCGAACGUUACAAUUUUCAUAUGCCUAAGUCUGAGGGCAAAAAUAAAAUGAGCAAAUGUGCCUUAGAACUCAUUGAAAACCAUGGAAGUUCCUCAAAUUAUACACAAGAUAAAGAUCAUGGCUGCAUUUGUGGCUCAAUGGUAGAUGGCUCUUCAAUUUCUGGCCUUCAACGUAUGGUUUCCACAAUACCUGAACGACAAAAGAGUCCUGAGAAGGAAGACUCGGUAGAACAUACAGAUGUUUCUUUUUAUGAUGGCAUAUUCUCUUCUGAUGAUUCUGAUCGUUCUGAUGAACUCAAAAUGCAUCAAUCUUCUCAUGAUGCAUCAGGCAUUGUAUUCCUGCUCUCUGACUAUGAAUCAAAGAUUCCUACAAGCAAGAAAGGCCCAGAAAUGACUGUGGUUGAUAAGAAAUCAUCAGUCAAUCCAGAAAACUGUCAAUAUGAUGAUGGCAAGAUGAGAGAUUUUGGGCAUCAAAUGAAAAAAUUGAAUUCAUUCUGUGCGAAAGAUUUUGAGGUUCUUGAUGUCAUGGAAACUUUAGGUGAAAGCUUCCAGACAGUUCAUAUCCCUCCAAGCUCAACUUCGGACUGCAGAGAACAAAAAGAAGUCGCUUCAGAUGGAAGUAUCGAAGUGGAAAAACAUGUUGUGUCCUACAUUCACAAUACUUAUGCAGAGCCCAAUAAUGCGCCACAAGCUAAACUGGACCACAGUAUGUUUCAGAAGGAUAUUAAGCUACAUGAAUGUGGUAAAAGCAAAAGCAGAGAAGGCAGAACUGUUGGAAAGACAGGAAACCAAGUUCUAAAAUCAGUUGCAGGGGUGAUGACAAUGGUUGGUGCUUUUGUCCUUUUGCUUCAUGUAAGGCAGAAGAAUGAUAAAGAAGAAAAAAAUGAAACGUGGAUGCCAUUCCAAAUCCAGAAGCCAAACCGGGAAUUCUUCACUACAAGGAAAAUUAAGAUUGGUAAAUCCGACUCAUUAUACCCUGCUGAAAAGCUCAAGUUCUAAGAAUUAUGAUUUUUUUUUUUUUGGUGCAUAUCAAAAUGCUUCACCCUUUAUAUGGUAAAUACAUGAGGAAAUUUUUUAGUUUUUUUACAUUAUAGAUAAGCAAAUGUUACUGUCAGUAAUGAACACAUGAGUCUGCUUCUGAUCAUAUUACUUAAGAUAGUGGAGAAAACAUCGGCAAUGUAUAUAGUUAUGCAGAGUAAACAUUUCUCAAUAAAAUCAUUUAGCAUUGAAAGUUUA
Dendrobium catenatum is the source of this 3761-nucleotide messenger RNA. Its product is annotated as protein OPAQUE10. Gene Ontology annotation, cellular component: actin filament. Lineage: Eukaryota; Viridiplantae; Streptophyta; Magnoliopsida; Asparagales; Orchidaceae. Gene Ontology annotation, biological process: actin crosslink formation. The record is from RefSeq and is a predicted model, not a curated record. Gene Ontology annotation, molecular function: actin filament binding; cytoskeletal adaptor activity. Bases 459 to 3524 code for a protein of 1021 amino acids. The transcript has 9 exons.